UGCGUAUCCUACUAACCGGCUGUAGUUACUGUGCUUCGCACAGCAUAUAGGUAUACGAUAAUAUCGAACGAUCGCUGUUGGAUGCGCAGGUCUGAGACGAUGUCGGCAUAUUAUUUGGUUGCCGGUGCAUAGUCGCAGACAAACAAGAGAGCAUACCUCUCCUUUCACUAUCAUCGUUAUGCCGCACCGCAAGCAGUACUACUCCCUGUUCUCGCCGCCGAGCCUCUCAAUGACGGAGCUAGUAAAGACUACUCUUGACCAUGAUUCCACUGACAUGCUCAUCGACAAAUGGCUCGAACAUCGCGGCUCGAACCAUGACGCUUACCACGACUGGUUUCGCGAGGUCAGAGAACGCAAGCAUGCUCACUCGCAGAACAAGCAGGCUAUCGUCUGGAGCAAAGGAGAAUUUGUUCCCGAGAAUAUCUUCUGCCGCACUGUUGACACGGGGCGACUCAUACCUCUGGACAGGACGUGGACGACCCAUGUCUAUCAUCAUAGGUCAAUGCAGGAGCGAAAAUUGUCCAUGAUGCCCGUUGUGUUCACCAUGCUGCCGGAAUUGAUGAUCCUGCGCGGUAUGCACGACACGGGCUGUGAUGAGAUCUUCAUCAUCGUUACCGAUCUAAAGCGACAGGAAAUGGAUGAUGUGACCGAGUACUUCAAGCUGGUCUGUCGGCAGGCCUUUGGGCGAACGUGUAAACCCAGCAUGGAGCGAAAAAUACAAUACGAACAUAUGCGUAUAACGCACACACUUGUACGGCAGAGAAGAAAUCCUUGUUUCCCCCAGAUUGAUCUCACCCUUCGCGCCAUCCUUUACGAGAAGCGUCCUCGUUUCAUUGUCCUCUUCUCACAUCAAACUACCUCCUAUUCCCAAAUCCUCUUCACCCAUGCCUCCUUUGUUCCGGACGAGGAAAUCUUCUACGAUUAUCCCACCGGCUGUCCCAAUCCCUGCUGCACUGAAGACUGUGAGAUGAUCCGUUUUCCCAGGCGUGGCCUAGAAACCGCUUCCGUACUCGAGAUCAAACGGGGAGGAAAGUUUGGGCGCAGAAUCCGCGCACGCCAGAUGUGUAAUUGGAUUGAGUGCGACGUAUGCUUUGACGAGGAGCCUGCAUCGAUAUCCACUGGUAGCAGUGAGGGGUCUGAGAGCAGCGUUGAGGCGAGAGAUCACAAAGUUGUGGGUCAGACGUGUAGCAAGUGCAAGCUCGUCAAGUACUGCUGUCUGGAGCACCAGAAGAAGGAUUGGGAAGAGCAUCGACGAGUUUGUGUGAAGAUGACUUAAGAGCGACGCGCCCGAUGCGAUACUUACUUUUCCUGGACUGAAUUAGUGAUACCCCGCAUUUUGCGGCAUUUCUCGCAUUUCUACUGACAUUUAUUACAUUGCCCCAUCUUGUAUAUGCUUGCAGAAACUUGUACGUUUUUAUGUAUGGUUUAUUCGCGGACUCCAGUAUGAAUGAUGAUACUAUACUUUCUACUUAUUGCCUCCUAGGGUACUCAUCUUCCCGUCAUCUUAGGUACACGCAUCACAUAUACAGGUUGUCCAAACUUCCUCCAUAUAGAGUAUCCAAAUCCUUCCUGCUACGCGC
Molecule: messenger RNA, 1580 nt
Organism: Guyanagaster necrorhizus
Lineage: Eukaryota; Fungi; Basidiomycota; Agaricomycetes; Agaricales; Physalacriaceae
Exons: 3
Coding region: 179-1276 (365 amino acids)
Source: RefSeq, a predicted model, not a curated record